Molecule: messenger RNA, 2128 nt
Organism: Clupea harengus (Atlantic herring)
Lineage: Eukaryota; Metazoa; Chordata; Actinopteri; Clupeiformes; Clupeidae
Gene: rbm42
Product: RNA binding motif protein 42
Molecular function (GO): mRNA binding
Source: RefSeq, a predicted model, not a curated record
CGCUAUCAAGAGGCGACGAAGGCAAUGGACGAUGGUUCACUCCGAGGGAGAAGUUCUGUAGUUACUUACUAAUCAUAUAGCCGUAAUAAAUCAGCGCACAUACCAACAUCUUUAGUUUUGUAAUCCCCAGCAUCGUUGGAGAUACUUUAACUACACAAUGGCGCUUAAGUCGGGAGAAGAGCGCCUGAAGGAGAUGGAGGCGGAAAUGGCGCUGUUCGAACAGGAGGUGCUGGGAGGCCCAGUAGCUGUGACUCCAGGAGGUCCCACAGUUGAUGGUGUGCCUAUGGCCCUCACUGUGCCAAUGAUCAGAUCCAUCAUUGGUACCAACACUUACCAACAGGUACAGCAGACCUUGGACGCACGGGCGGCCACUCUAGGACCACCCCCUGCCUUUGUUGGUCCAGUGCCUCCAGUCAGACCUCCUCCUCCUAUGAUGCGCCCAGCUUUUGUUCCACACAUCCUGCAGAGACCAGUAGGUCACAGAAUGCCUAUGAUGCGUGGUCCUCCACCUCAAGGCAUGAUGGCCCCCCCUCUGCCACGCCCCCCUCCUCCACCCCCCAUGAUGUUGGCUCCUCCCAUGUCGGGUCCCCCUCAGCACUCCAUGGGUCCGAUCGGGCCUCCGAUGGAACCAAUGAACUCCAUGCCUCAUCAGGGGUUCCCUCGUAUUUCCCAGCAGGUCGGGGGAAUGGGUUCCAUGGGGUCGCCAUCUCCGCGGCCAGUGCCCCAGCCGCCUCCCAAAGCAACUCCCAGUGUGAUCCAGGCAGCCCCCACUGUCUACACCGCACCCCCCGCACCCAAGCGGCCAGACCUCCGAGCUCAACGGCAGAAGCGCAUGGAGGAGCUGGCUGCGUUGGUUGCGGAGCAGCAGGCGGCUGCAGUGGCUGCAGGGCUGCUGGAGGCUAAGAAGGAGGCCGCCGCCGCGGACGAGAGCGUCAUCGGGCCGAGCAUGCCAGAGCCAGAGCCUGUCCAUACAGAGCCAGCAGAUGGGAACGCAGAGGAUAAGAAGAAGGGGAGGCAGGAGAAGGUGAAGAAAUGUAUUCGAACAGCCGCAGGCACCUCCUGGGAAGAUCAGAGUCUACUAGAAUGGGAGUCAGAUGACUUCCGGAUCUUCUGUGGUGACCUUGGUAACGAGGUGAACGAUGACAUCCUGGCACGAGCCUUCAGCCGCUACCCGUCCUUCCUGAAGGCCAAAGUGGUGCGGGACAAGCGCACAGGCAAAACAAAGGGUUACGGCUUCGUCAGCUUCAAGGACCCCAAUGACUAUGUGCGCGCCAUGAGGGAGAUGAACGGAAAGUACGUGGGUAGCAGACCCAUCAAGCUACGCAAGAGCAUGUGGAAAGACCGGAACAUGGAAGUGGUGCGGAAAAAACAGAAGGAGAAGAAAAAACUUGGACUCCGAUGAAGACAUUAGAUCUUAUUUGUGUGUGUGUGUUGUGUGUGUGUUUGUCUCUGUGCGUGAGGGUGUAUAUGCAGGGCACCAUCACCUUCAAAGAAGAUGUGUGCUUGGCAAGAACCUUUUCCCACGUGGACAGUAAAUGUAUGGGGUGGAACACCUCUGCACUCUGCCUUGCAGGAUGGUGGAUCAGUGCUGAAGCACUGCUUGGAAGACUGGGGCCAUGGCUGCCCCUUUUUAUGUUUUUUUUAAACUCGUCCUACUUUGUGAAUAGUCAGUAUCCUGUAGAAUGCCCUCAUUGUUAGAAGAACCAUAUUGUUUGUUUGAGGGUUAGAUUGUUUUUUUUAUUUUUAUUAUUACUUCAUAGGAGACCUACAGUUGGAAUUUUGUGAGCUUCAUUUCUGGAUGACAGCACUGAUGGGUUCCUUUUUUUUAAAUGCCAUCUUAAGAAUCGUUUUCAAAGCCGUUGUUCAGGAGGUGGUAAUGUGGUUUGGGUGUCUCCUUGGUACAGAUCUACUGCUGAUAUAAACAGAUGUGUGGUUGUGACCAAUGGCAAGGACUAUCUGGAAGUAUAAAUGUACCAUGAGAGGGACUGAUAGGGUAACAUCACAGAUGACAUAUUCACCUACAAUUGCAUGAGGUGAUGACAUUUCAGGUUUACAGAAGCAGGAUGUUGGUCCACAGUGUAAUAUUGGUGCCAUGCAAAGUUUCAAUAAAACCUUGACUGGAUUACAA